AUUAAUGAAAUAUUUAUUAGUGCAUCCGGAUCUUUUAAAGAAACAGUUUUAGUCAUACAGUGAAAUAUGUAUUUUGAGUGCUCCAUUAUUUUACUUGGUGUUCUUAUAUUACUUAUAAACUAUUACAAGGACAUAAAGGAAUUAAUUCGUUAUAGAAGACUCAGUUUUAAAUUUCCCAUUGCUGACGGAAAUAUUUUCUUUCUUGGGAAUUUAUUAGAUCUUGCAUCUACUAAUGAGCACGUUUUUAAUGUGGUACGAAAAUGGAAUCAAUCCGAACAUCUAAAACCAGCAUAUCUGGCGACCGCUGGACCGGCUUACUUUGCUCUGAAUGUUGUUUGUCCAGACAUAGUUGAGGCUAUUAUUUCAUCUACAAAACACCUCCAAAAAUCUGCUAUCUACUCAUGGCUUGAAAGGUGGCUUGGUCUGGGUUUGCUAACCAACACAGGAGAUUCGUGGCAAGCCAGAAGAAAAAUUCUUACACCAGCUUUUCAUUUUUCCAUUCUACAAGGAUUUAUAAGUUUAUUCAACGAUGAAACUAGAAAAAUGGUAAAAUUAGUAAAAGAUUGCCACCUGAAUACACCAGUCAAUGUUGCCCCUAUUGCGUCAGAUGCAGCGCUAUAUGGAAUAAAUGGUACGUCCAUGGGUAUCAGAUUGGAUAAAGUUGAAGGUGGAGCGGAAUAUCAAAAGAAUAUUCACAAAUUAUCCAAUAGUAUAUCUCUACGAAGCGUUAGACCAUGGUAUUUCAAUGAUAUAUUUUAUUUUUUUAUCACUACUGCUGGACGAUACGAAUACAAACUGACCAAUGCCGUGCACCGAUUUGUUGAUGACAUUAUUAAGAAAAAGGCUACAACCUUUGAAACGUUUAAUAUUUCAAGUGACAAAAAUUACGAUCAACUAGAAUAUCAAAAAAAGAAGUUGGCCUUAUUGGAUUUGCUCCUUAACGACAAAAUUAAAAAUAAUUCUAUAGAUGAUCAGGGAAUUAGAGACGAGGUGAACACAUUUAUGUUUGAGGGUCACGAUACUACAGCAGCAAAUUUGACAUUUACACUAAUGCUAUUAGCUUGUCAUAGAAAAAUACAGGAUGAAGUAUAUGAGGAAAUCAUACAUAUUUUAGGCACAAACUUGGAAAAGGAACCAACGUAUAAUGACUUACAAGAAAUGAGUUUAAUGGAAAGAUGUAUCAAAGAAAGUUUAAGACUUUACCCCAGCGUGCCUUUUAUAGGACGAAUAACCAGUGAAGAUAUAGUAACAAAGGCUGGAAUUAUACCGAAAGGUCUAUCGACUCAUAUUCAUAUUUACGACAUCCACAGGGACCCCAAAUACUGGCCAAAUCCAGAAAAGUUUGAACCGUCUCGAUUUUUGCCGGAAAAUUGUAGAGACAGGCAUCCUUACUCUUAUAUACCUUUCAGUGGGGGACCAAGAAAUUGCAUAGGACAAAGAUUUGCGAUUCUCGAAGUUAAGACUGUUUUAUGCGGAAUUCUUCGGAAUUUUAUAUUGGAACCAGUAGAUACACCUGAAACGCUAGUAUUGAUACAGGAGUUAAUACUACGGUCAAGAGAUGGAGUGAAAAUAAAAUUUGUUCCAAGAGAGAAAUAACAUUCAUUUGCUUAUUUUAAAAUAUCACUGUAAGAAAGAAUAUAUUUGUUUUAUUUUUGAUUGUUAAUAAAUAGUCUAUUUGCUACUUAA
Molecule: messenger RNA, 1686 nt
Organism: Sitophilus oryzae (rice weevil)
Lineage: Eukaryota; Metazoa; Arthropoda; Insecta; Coleoptera; Curculionidae
Product: cytochrome P450 4C1-like
Exons: 9
Coding region: 67-1596 (509 amino acids)
Molecular function (GO): monooxygenase activity; heme binding; iron ion binding
Source: RefSeq, a predicted model, not a curated record